AUGGGGGAUCAUUCUGAACAUUCGGUGAAGCAUGUCGAUACGGAACUUAUGUUCUGGAGAGCAUCAGGGGGUGACAAUCGUGUCCGGAUCGACUUCACCAACGGGAACCCUGAGGAGGGUGUCAAGGCAAUGCGGGUUCGUGAUCAGAUGCACCGAGUAAGAGUGCAUGACAUCCGAGGCCAAGAAUCCAACUUCACGCUGGACAGAAAUGGCUUUGUAUAUGUGUCACAUGAUAUGCCUGGAGAUGCCACGGAUGAAGUCCAGGUUAAAGACACCAUCAUCCCCAAGACGGAGGAACUAGUUCGCCAAAUAACUGGGGCAACCAGGACGGUCACCUUUGCACAUCGAGUCCGAUGCCUCGCGACAGAUGCGUCCUUGCAUGCCGAUAAUCGCGCACCCGCACAUAACGUGCAUUCAGACUUCACCACCGAAGGGGCAUUGCACCAUCUGGAGUCCAUUAUACCCGAUGAACAGGAGCGGACCCGUCUCCUCGCUGGCCGAGUCCUGAUCAUCAAUGUGUGGCGACCUUUGAAAACCAUCCAGCGAGAUCCCCUUGCAGUUUGUGACUGGAACUCGGUCAAUCCACGCGACAACAUCCCCACGCGGCUGAUAGUGGCUCAUGGCUGGAAUGAACUAGGCCGGUAUGCCUUCAAUGCAGACCAACAAUGGUACUAUCUGGGCCGUCAGCAGCCUCACGAGCCUUUGGUCUUUACACAAUUCGACAGUGACAAAGGGGUCAGCGUCCCACACUCUGCAUUUGUCGACCCUGAGUUUCAAGAUGGGGCAGCCAGGGAGAGCAUUGAAAUUAAGAUGUUUGCCUUUCUUUAG
Molecule: messenger RNA, 828 nt
Organism: Penicillium canescens
Lineage: Eukaryota; Fungi; Ascomycota; Eurotiomycetes; Eurotiales; Aspergillaceae
Exons: 2
Coding region: 1-828 (275 amino acids)
Molecular function (GO): oxidoreductase activity
Source: RefSeq, a predicted model, not a curated record